Molecule: messenger RNA, 2034 nt
Organism: Klebsormidium nitens
Lineage: Eukaryota; Viridiplantae; Streptophyta; Klebsormidiophyceae; Klebsormidiales; Klebsormidiaceae
Source: the annotation of a GenBank genome assembly
AUGCGGCUUUUAACUACAGACGAAUGUGCAGGUGCUCUUCUCGUGCGGAGUUUUGCUGUCACGACAGACUCCACCAAUACAAAUCUGGACUCGUAUUACAAGCAGUAUUAUCUGGCCCUCGGAGCUGCUUCCGCUGCUCUGAAAUGUGUCCAGAAUCUUGAAAUCAUAGCGCCUCUGUGGUGUUCUCCGAGUACGUCCUCCGCCAAGGCAAAGAAGGGAAGUCUCUUUGGCAUCUUGAAUAACACAAAGACAGUUUGCGGGAGUCGACUGCUGAAAGCAAAUCUGCUUCAGCCACUGAAGGACAUCGAGACCAUAAACACGAGACUUGACUGUCUGGACAACCUCGUGGACGAUGAGAACCUCUUCUUCAGUAUCCAGCAAGUAAUGUCUAAAGUACCAAAAGACAUAGAUCGCGUCUUUUCGCAGUUUGCCUAUAAACUGAAAAAGUCGAUGAACAUGGAAAGCAGUGGAGCCACCACGAUGCGACGCAAUCAGCAACUGGUCGCUGGAAUCAUCCUUCUCAAGGAGGCUCUUGCGUUGAUACCAAGCCUCGCCGAGGUUCUCUCUCAGGCGAGCUGCUCACUUCUCGAGAACAUCAGGGACUCUGUUUGCCUCCAUCCGAAAGUGAAGGAGCUUCAAGAUAGUAUCGACGACAUCAUCGAUGAGGAUGUCUUGCACUCCCGCCAAGCUUUCGUGGCCCGCACGCAGCAGUGCUUUGCGGUGAAAGCGGGUUUGGACGGCUUUUUGGACGUAGCGAGAAAGGCUUUCUGUGAAACCACUGAAGAUAUGCACGAGCUGGCAAAGCGAUACCGAGAGGAGUAUGAUCUCCCGAACUUGAAGCUGCCGUACAACGGGAAACAGGGCUUCUACAUCAGUAUCCCUGCGAAGGACGUGGAGACCGAGCCUUUGCCAAGGAUCUUCAUUCAGGUUACGAAGCACGGGAAGAACAUCUUCUGCUCCACGCAGGAGCUUGUAGCUUUGAACGUUCGAAACAAAGAAGCUGCUGCCGACUGCUAUUCGAGAACGGAGAGGGCUCUUGAAGGGCUGUGCCAGACCAUCCGUGAGAACAUCCAGUUGCUCAUGCUCCUCUCGGAGUCUGUGGCUAUGCUGGACAUGCUGGUCAACUCCUUCGCGCACAUCGUCUCGACGAGCGCGCCGGAGACCUACCACCGACCAGAGUUCACAGAGGAUGGGCCCAUCGCUAUCGAUGCCGGCCGCCAUCCGAUCGUCGAGGGCCUACAUUCUGACACGCCUUUUGUUGCAAACAGCACCUUUCUCUCGGAGGCUUCUAACAUGAUGAUCGUAACAGGGCCCAACAUGAGCGGCAAGAGCACUUACCUCAAGCAGGUCAGCCUGAUCGCGGUCAUGGCACAUGUUGGCUGCUACGUUCCCGCGCGAUACGCGUCUUUCCGUGUGGUAGACAAGCUGUUUACCAGGAUUGGCGCUGGAGACAAUCUGGAGAGCAACUCGAGCACCUUUAUGACUGAGAUGCGCGAGACGGCCUUUCUCAUGCAGAACAUGACUUCCAGGAGCCUCAUCGUGAUAGACGAGCUGGGGAGGGCUACGUCCAGCACCGACGGUCUUGCAAUAGCGUGGGCAUGUAGCGAGGCGUUGCUAGCAACAAAGGGGUACGUUGUCUUCGCUACCCACAUGUCGCGCCUGGCCGAGCUCUCGAGCAUCUACCCGAACGUGAAGGUGUGCUUCCUUUCCGUCGCGGUCGACAACAACCGGCUCGACUUCCAGUACAACCUCCGGGAAGGCUACACGGACGUGCCGCACUACGGGGUGCUUCUGGCGGAAGUUGCGGGCAUGCCGUCGGAGGUCAUUCAGGACGCGAGAAGGAUCGCGCAGAAGCUCGAUGACCAGGAAACAAAACGGCUUGAUUCCGGGUAUUCCGCUUACCUCAAUCUCCGGAAGGACUACUACGUUGCGCAGCGGCUGCUUUGCUUGCGUUACGCAAACUUAGAGGAAGAGUCGAUGAGGGAGUACUUGCAGAAUCUCAAGGACCAGUAUCUCGAUGGGCAGAUUGGAUGA